This is a messenger RNA of Papilio xuthus (Asian swallowtail), 1665 nucleotides long. It is a transcript of the gene CYP354A1, whose product is annotated as cytochrome P450 9e2-like. Gene Ontology annotation, molecular function: monooxygenase activity; oxidoreductase activity, acting on paired donors, with incorporation or reduction of molecular oxygen; iron ion binding. The transcript is spliced from 10 exons. The record is from RefSeq and is a predicted model, not a curated record. Bases 25 to 1602 code for a protein of 525 amino acids. NCBI's taxonomy places the organism in Eukaryota, Metazoa, Arthropoda, Insecta, Lepidoptera, Papilionidae.
CACUUAACUUAUGUAAACAACGGUAUGGAGGAGGAAGAUAUCAUUAUGAAUAAAGAGAAAAAUAUGGAUAUCAUAACCCAAAAUAAAAUUGUUUCUUAUAUUUUGGAUGAUUGGAAGAUUUUGUUGUUCCUUGUUGCAAUAUAUUCGAUAUAUUAUUAUGGAACAUACAAUUACGACUAUUUUGAAAAGAAAGGAAUCAGUUAUAUCAAGCCUAUAAUAUUUGUUGGUAGUUUGUGGAAGCGUGUAACAAAACAAAUAUCUUAUAAAGACUAUCAAUUAUAUGUUUAUAAUCAUUUUAAAGGAAAACCCUUUGGUGGCAUAUUCCUCGGUCGGAGGCCAACGCUGUUUAUAAUCGACCCUGAUCUUAUUAAAGCUAUUACAACUCGAGAUUUCGAAUAUUUUGUGGAUCGGAAUUCCUUGGAAACUGCUGAACCGAGAUUCCUCAAAAGGACCUUACUUAACCUGAAGGGAUCGCAAUGGAAAGCAGUUCGCAGCGCUAUAACACCAUCAUUCAGCUCUUCUCGUUUAAAGAACAUGAUACCAUUGAUACAGCAAAGUUCAGACCAAAUGGUUAAAUUCUUACAACAAUAUGAUAAAAGUGACGUCGAAAUGAAAGAUUUAGUGGGCCAUUUGACACUGGAAGUGAUCGGCGCAUGCGCAUUUGGGAUCAAAACCGACGCUUUGACUGAUGAAAACGCGCAUUUCGUAAAGUUAGCAAAACAGUUCGGAGACUUAACGUCGAAAAGGAAGGUUUUUUUAUUGGUAUUUAUAAUGUUUAUGCCCAAUUUAAUGAAAUAUUUCAAUCUAUCCUUUUUGAAUACUGAUGCUAUCGAAGAACUGGUCAAGGUUUUGAAAGUGACUAAAGCUGAGAGAAGGAAAGCUGAAUCAAAAAAAAGAGAUUUCCUACAACAGAUCAUAGAAGCGGCAGACAAGGAAAGAGAAGAAGCCGAAAAGACGGGUGCAGUCAUUCAACUCGACGAGGACACAAUAGAUGGUCAAUCGUUCCUCUUCCUCAUAGCAGGGUAUGAGACAUCAAGCACAUUGUUGUCAUUCGGUAUUCACAUUCUGGCCGUGAAUCCGGAACUACAGAAAAAGCUUCGUGAACAUAUUUUACAAGUUACAGAAGGAAAGGAAAUUACUUACGAGUUAUUAACAGAACUCGAUUAUCUCGAAGGAUUCUUAUUAGAAACAUUACGCCUGCACCCGCCACUAUCGAGGGUAGACAGAGUCUGUGUAAAGGAUUACGUCAUCCCCGGUACAAAUGUGACACUAGAGGCUGGGCGAGUGGUCGCCAUAUCCGUGUAUGGCGUGCAUAUGGACCCUGACAUAUACCCAGAGCCUCAUGAAUUCAGACCAGAGAGGUUUAUGGGGGAAGAGAGGAAGAACAGACCUUCACACUUGUAUUUGGCUUUUGGAGCUGGUCCUAGAAACUGUAUUGGUAUGCGUUUUGCUAUGAUAUCUGCCAAGAUAGCUAUGGUGUCGUUAUUGAAGAAUUUCAAAUUCUCCCCAUGCGAUAAGACAGAAAAUCCUGUCAACGUUGACAGGGACUCUGUACUGUUAAAACCCGCUGCAGGUUUAUGGGUGAAAUUAGAAAAGUUAUAAAUGAAACACAAAUUUAUUAAUAUUUGAUUACAAUAUUUGUUUUUGUGUUUAUAAUAAAAAUUA